AUGAAGGAAAAAAUGAACAAAAAGAAAGUAAUGGCCAUACACUACACCGAAGUCGAAAAAGUAGACAGGGUUCCAACAGGAAAGAGGAGGGAGAGGCAGAUGUCAUCAGCAGAGGCCCAGAAGCCAAUGCGAACAGCCAAGCACCCUCUCAAUCCCGCUCGCGUACCCGGAGACAGAUGGAGCGGCGGACUCGGAGCAACCGAAUUGGCGAUCCGGAAGAACGCAGUCUUUUGGUCGCUCGGUAUCGCAUCCAAGUCUGCCAGACUGGCGCACGGGGCCAGACUGGCGCAUCUGGCAGACUUUGAUGGGGUACCGAGCGACCAAAGCUCUCCCUCCGGUCCCCAAUCCGGUCCCGACAUUAGAUCAGAACUCUGA
Messenger RNA from Coprinopsis cinerea okayama7#130, 375 nucleotides. RefSeq lists its product as hypothetical. The transcript has 2 exons. The coding region runs from base 1 to 375 and encodes 124 amino acids. Lineage: Eukaryota; Fungi; Basidiomycota; Agaricomycetes; Agaricales; Psathyrellaceae. The record is from RefSeq and is a predicted model, not a curated record.